Molecule: messenger RNA, 5031 nt
Organism: Schistosoma curassoni
Lineage: Eukaryota; Metazoa; Platyhelminthes; Trematoda; Strigeidida; Schistosomatidae
Source: the annotation of a GenBank genome assembly
CAGAAAGUGAACUUAAAUAUAUCGGUCAGUUUGUGCAAGCUCAUCUGAAAGAUAUUGGAUAUUGUACCUAUAUCUGAAACAUAUUUCAAUGCCAUCCUCCUGGCGGGAAAGGGUUCGACCAGCUAGUUCCCUUCUUAUAGUUUGAAAAUGAGCACUCCUAAUCUACCAAAUAGUACUAUCAGAUCUGGUUUACCUUUUGAGUUAUGUCGUUCUGACUACUCCCUCCCGAUACCGGUCAUAUCACAAGCAUCAUCCUUAGUUUCCGUUCCUAGAAAUGUAUUUAAUGCUUAUCCAUCAACUGCGCAAUCCAGAGGCAGUAAUGUCCUACAGAAACCUACCGGUAAAAUAAAUCUAGUUUAUUAAAAUUGCUUUUCUAGUCAGUAAUUCAAUGUCAAAUUUCCCUUUAGUCACUACAAGUAACAUUGUUCAGUCAAAUGCCAACGCUUUCGCAAAUUACCCAGCAUUUAACAGUAUUUUUCAAACACUUUUACGUGGAACAAAUCCAUCUCAAGUUACCAUUGCUCCCCCGAAUGUCUCAGGUUAUGUUAAUACAGUGGCAGGACCGAAUGGGAAUCUGUUCACUGGUUUUCGACCUACGCAACUAUCUUAUCAGCCGAAUAUUCGCAUCACUGCGCCUGGAAUUAUUUCGUCUGGAUCCACGCAUAGCACAGUAAACUCAGUUGCAUUGAGGUCAACAAACUGUACCACACGUAACAAUGUCAAUUCCACAUCGACAUGUACAACCACGGCCACUACAACUUGUAAUUCACUGACUACCAGUCGUACAGCCAAUCCAUCCGUGGAAUCAUUAUUUGUGUCGAGUAAUUUUGUUUCAGUUUCUGACUCAAUCAAUCGCACGCGAAAACUGGGUGCUGCGGCUUUUGUUCGAUGGGCAGAAGCGUGUACACGGUCGUUCAGAAAGGAGCGAAUUUCUGUUUGGCCUCGAUGCAAAGCCGAUUCAGAUGCAUUGCAUGAAAUGAACUGGAUCAUUUCUCCACCUGGUCUUUUAGGUAUUUAUUCUGAAUCUCCUUUUUUGCGACCUGUAGUACUACUGCGCCGUGUUCAGUUUACUGCUCCUGGAAAUGUCAAUCCAAAUAUACCGGAUACUGAUAAUAUGGUCCGUUCUCUGCGUGAAAUAGCUGAUGCUAAAGUAACAAAGUAUCCAGGUUUCGCUCCACAAUUUCCACCUUCCGCAGCUUCUGUAGGUUUCACAACAGACUACAUGACCUAUGUAUUUACCUUAGAAUUGGAGCGUCAAGUUGUCAAGCUACUACGUCCUAAGACUGGUGAUCAUUCUGAAUGGAGAGUAGUACUAAGGCUAGGUUGGGCGACGACGGAUUUCUAUGUUCCAAGCAAUGUAUCCUCCAAUGCUGCGUCACAUCGAGCCCUUGUCUUGGAGUCAUUACCUCGUUGCCUUUCUAUUCGUGUCUCCGGUCGACCCGUACCCUUACCUGACCCCAUUUUUCAUGGUGGUCAGGCUCAACGUCUUGGAAAGCGCCUUCGUUUAUCAAUUGAUAUAACAGACAAAGUACUCAUGAAGUGUGGUUCUGCAGUUAGAAACAGAGUUGUCGAUAUUGAAUUAACCUGGUUGCAUGCACCGUUGGAAGAUCAAUCUGUAGGACUCUUAAACUUGGUUGCUGAUGGACUGGUUUCUCCAUUGUUAUGUCAUCUAAUUGGGUUGCCUCUAGUUCAAGUUACACUUGAUCGAGCUUAUUCAGUUUCCGAUCUUCGAAAUACCUUUAAUUUGGAAAAUCCAGAGGCCUACAAAAAUUUCAUCAAUGGACCACUCUUAGAUCCUAUCGAAUUUCCAUCAUUAUCAGUAAAUGCAGAUGGUUCAGGAACUUUAGAAGAUCACGGGGUUUUCGGAGCUUAUGACAAUUGUUUGCCACCGGCAUUCUCACUUCCUGCUGAUAAUACAAAACAUGAACUGAAAUCUCGGCUUCAAAAAUCGUCUGACGAUAGUGAUUUAUGUUUUGAAGAUGGUGACGUUGAGCUUGCUGACUACAUCCCUGUGUGCUUAUUGUGUCCACUAACUCGAACAAGAAUCGAUCUUCCUGUACGAUCGUUCAACUGUUCACAUCUUCAGUGUUUUGAUUUACAUUCAUAUUUAACAAUCAAUAUGCGAAGACCUCGUUGGUCUUGCCCUAUUUGUAGUAUCUCUGCACCAUUUCGUGACUUAAGAGUAGAUGAAUUUUUUAUGAGUAUUUUGAAAAAUCCUCGUAGCGUUGACGUUGAAUUUGUUCAGUUGGAUGCAAAUGGUGAUUGGUAUUUAAAUAAUCCUAAUGACGUUAGUCCAAAUAGUUCUUUCAUCACGGAAUCUAAUCAAUUAAAAAUUGAACAGAAAAAUGUCGAAAAUGUAAAGGCUCCUAUUACAUUGAAAAAUCUUGAAGCACCUUAUGAAGGAGACAAAGUAACUACUGAUAAAUUGAAUGAAUGCGAAACAAACACUGUUGAUAUAAACAAUACAUAUAUGGAAACGACAGAACAAGUAACUAAGGAUAAUCACAACAAUACUAAUAGUAAUAAUGACAAUUGUCAGCCAGAACCUGAGGUAAUUAUCUUAAGUGAUGAUGAUGAUGAUAUUAAUAAUAAUGAUACAAAGGAGACGGAGACAUAUGUCCAAAAUGGCAGUAAUGAUAAAAGUGUCAAUCAGUGUCCACAAAAUGUUGAUAAGCUUAAAACCACUUGUAAUAACGGUCAAAAUGAUGAUAUAAAUAAUGGUUUUCCAUGUUUAAAAGAAAAAAGUACUAUCUCAAGUAAUACGCAGUCUACACGAACUUUCACGCUUGAAAUCGAUCUGACAAAUGAUGAUUCAGAUUCUUCUUCACUUUGUGAACCAAAUAACAGAAUAUUGGAGACCCCUUUUACUACUGAUCAUACUGUUCCGACAAAUGACAUUCAGCAGUCGGAUCUUUCAUCUGACUUUAUUCGCACAAGAGAUGAAAUUCGAUUUGGUAAUAAAGGUCCGUUAGUAGUGAUUAGCCCGUUACAGUCUAUAAGUAUUCCCAAUUCUUUGUCUGGCUCAACUGAAGAAAAUGAUUUAAAUUCCCAUUUAGAUGAAUUUAACGCUAUACGUAAUGAAUUGAUUAUGGAUCCUAAACAGAUCUCACGUGCAGACAGUAAUUGGCCUCCAGAACUUGUGCAAACUAUGUUGAGAACCUCUAAUAGUUCCGUUAACAAUAUCAAUCAGUAUGAUAUCAUUGGUUCUAAAUCUGCUUUCUAUCAACGACUAUUGGAAGUAACUGCUCAUCGAGUGAAUCAAACAAUGCUUAAGAAAAAUUCACAUAUCCCCUUAAGAGAUAAUGAAAGAUUGUUAUAUAACAAGGCAUUAUCUCUUUCUUUUGAUGGUGGUGGGUCUAAGAGGAAAGGAAACUCAACUAAACCUAAUAAUAACAAGGUUAAUAGUAGACCAAAAACAUCUAAAAAGGUACUAACAUCCGAUUCUGAAGAUGAAUUCCCAGAUAAACCUUGUUCAGUAGCAAGUUCUUCGACAAUCACUGGUCGUCGCAAUGCUCAUAUAAUCAAACAACAACAAGCUGCUGCAUUAGCACGCCUAAUACAAGAACGAUCUACUCGUAUCAGAAGUACAUUUGAAGCAUCCAAUGAACAAAAUCAACAAGGAAUUGAAAAUCUCCCUUCAACAAGCAGUAGUAGUAAAAACGUUAAAUCUAAGAAAAAUACUGUCAGUACUCAAUCCAAUAAAAAACGUCCUAUUCGUAAGCGACCUCGUCGACGCCGACCUUCAAAUAUAUCUGAUGAUAGUAACUCUUCUAGUCAAUCUUUAUAUACUUCAGAAAUGUCUUGUGUUUCCACUUCAGAACCAUCAAAUGACUCCUCUUUUGUUAAUUCAUCACAAUGUACUGAUGAAGAUGAUGACUUGUCAAUCGACUCAUUCUCAUCAGAUGAUCGUUGGUCUCCUUCACAUGUUAGCUUCAACAGGAAGCAAAAAACUAAACGCAAACCGAAAGUACGUCGGUGAAAUUUUCGUCUUUUAUUCAAAUCUCGACAUUUUUCCCUUCUAAAGAUUGUAAACCAGUUUUAUUAUCAGCAUUUUUAUUUGUUCUAUCAAAUUUGUACAGUAUAAUUGGUUAUUUUUUUCACACAUACACACACACACUUUAUCUACCUUCAUAUACAUGUAUAUUAACUCAAGAUCAUUUUCAAUUACAAUUCGAGUUUUUGUGGACUCCCUUUCAUUUCGAGAUACUGUUAUAUUUUUCUUUAAGUGUAAUAAAUAUAAAAAAUCUUUUUACAGCUUUAAAAACUAACAGUUCAUCAUCAAUCUUGAAAAAAUUCAUUAUGAGUAACUGUCUGUAAAUUCGUCAGUCCAUUAAAGCAACACAAUACCUCGCGUAAAUAUUCAUGUUGUUCAGGUAGCUACACUACAUCAACAGAAGGAUAAAAAGUUGAAAAGUUCCAUACCAGAAGAGUUAUAGUAAAGAUAGUGUCUAUUAUUGUGACUUAUGAUAGAAAGUGUAUUCUACAAGCAACAGCAGAUACCAAGCCAGGUCAGGCAGAUCAGAUCAAGCAUACAAGUCAAGCGUAUUUAUACAAAUAUCUAUCGAUUUUGUCAUAGGAAAUUUUUAAACAAUAAUCAAUGAGUCAUCAAUGGUCUGCUAUUUAAAAAUUUAAUCGAUAAGUUCAUCAACUGACUGCCAUUCAAAUAUUUAAACAUUUAAUCGAUAUGAUAAAAUUACAAAAUAUGAGUUUGGGGGAUAUAUCGGCCCCAACAGGAUCCUCAUCUACUACAGAGAUUUGGACAUGUAUUACACAUAAACAUUGGUACAAAGGGCACAGAAUACGUAUGCGCCACACAAGUCACUUGAUUUGUGUGUGGGCUAUGAUACUGCCCGGGUGCCCAAACCGAAGUAGGUGGUUUCCUUAGGGGGUUUACCCCGAGCAUUUGACAUAAAAAUCUAAUUCACAAGGUGGUGGAUCAACGUUAGAAGAUGCAGUCCCAUUGCAGCCGUUGACCAAUAAAUGAUUCAUAUGCCAUUGCCUCCAAACGCCCUGGUACGGCCGAGAGUGGGG